GCUGGAAUCGAACCCAGGACCCUUCCGUCUGAGGGCCAGUGCUCUAACCACUGAGCCAAGCCAGCUGGGGCUACAUGACUCACUCUUGAUAGUAGGAGACCUGGUGAACAGGGGUGUUUAGAGCUGGUACCAUUAGAGGUAGAACUUGAGGUUGGGUGAUAGCCAGCCCUCAGCCCUGCCAUCCCUGGUUGGCUUCUCAGCCCAGGUCCCCACCUUUAAAACUGGACUUGUGCCUGGAACUAGACCCAGGUCUUCCCAUCUCUCUAGGAUCACAGUUGCAUGUGUAUAAAUCCCCAACACACUGCACACUUCACUUCGGUCCAGAGUGACUGUUAAAACGACACAAGAAACCCAGUUGGUUUCCCAAGGCCCCAUUUCAUACCCCAACCAUACCAGGGCCCCACUGAUCCCCACAGAGACACCUUUUAAGGAGCCAGCAGGGAGAACACAGGCCCAUAGCUUCUGCGAUGUCCUUCCCUACUGUUUGCCGCCUCAUCCCAUUCUCCUGAAAGUCCCCUGUGAACAAGCCCUCAUUCCAGUAAGCUGUUCCACCCACCCACCUCCAGGGCAGGAGUGGGGGAGGACACAACAGUGCCUUCAUUUUUCUGUGGCUGUUGACUCCCCUAAGACCAGUUCUGCCAUUGUCUCCCAUCAAGUGGUAACAGGUGAAUUGUCCUAUCAAGUGACCUUUUUCUGGGGGCACAAAAGGGACCUCUGCUCUGGGCUCUGUGCCUUAUAAGGUCUCAUGCCAGUCCCCAGAGUGAGGAAUCCACAUAUACAAGGGGCUGUGUCUGCUCUUCCCUUUCUGGCCCCUGCUUGGGGAACUGGGCCCUGGACUUCACAAUUCACAUGCUCUCAAGCCCAUACCACUGUACCUUGCAUAGCCUCUUGCACCCUAGGUCCAAAGAGUGGCUGGUUCUGAGGGUGUAGAGGGCGGCACUACCCAGACACCCACAAGCCUGAGUAAGAAGCCUCACAGUACCAGGCAGAGAUGGGACAGGAAGAAAAGGCGCUUGGUGGGGUGGGCUGAGCUCUCCCCAUGUGGCCUGUGUGCAACAGAGAGGACAACAGAAAUUCUAAAAUGGAACCUGAUGCCCCAAACCCUUGACUGUUUUGUUAAGGAAGAAAAUGUUUUAUCAGUUUCUUAAAUUGAUUUAUCACUUUUCAAACAUUAGACAUCGUGUGAGCUUCCAUCCAUGCUCUUCGCUGGCUCUCAAGUGUUAGGGGAAGGCCUUGCCAGACUGUUUGAGGAGGCGCAUCCCACCUGGGGUGAAGUUGGUGAGGUUGCCGCUUUGGUCUGCAGCCAGUCCAGCAGGAGAUGGCCCCAGGGGCCCCAGCACUGCUGCUGCUGUCGCUGCUCUGUCUGCCCAGUCUCCGGCCCCGAGCUGCCGGCUGCCCGGCUGCCUGCCGCUGCUACAGCACCACGGUGGAGUGUGGGGCCCUGCAGCUGCACGUUGUCCCACCCGGAAUCCCGCCCGGGACACAGACCCUGUUCCUACAGGACAACAGCAUUGCGCACCUGGAGCUGGGCAUCCUGGCACCACUUGCUGCCCUUCGCAGUCUCUACCUACAUAACAACAGCCUUCGUGCCCUGGAGCCAGGCACCUUUCGCAAACAGCCACGCCUGCUGGAGCUCGCACUCACAGGCAACCGGCUUCGAGGCCUGCGCCUCGGUGCUUUUGCAGGCCUGGCCCAGCUGCGCGUACUCUACCUGGCUGGUAACCAGCUGGUGCAGCUGCUGGAUUUCACCUUCCUGCAUGUGCCGCGACUGCAGGAGCUGCACCUGCAGGAAAACAGCAUUGAGCUGCUGGAGGACCAGGCCCUGGCCGGGCUCUCCUCACUGGCACUGCUGGACCUCAGUAGGAACCAGCUGGGCACCAUCAGCCGCGAGACUCUGCAGCCCCUAGCCAGCCUGCAGGUCCUACGCCUCACAGAGAAUCCAUGGCGCUGUGACUGUGCCCUGCACUGGCUGGGAGCUUGGAUCAAGGAGGGGGGGCAGAGGUUGCUCAGCUCCAGGGACAAGAAGAUCAUGUGUGCAGAGCCCCCACGCCUGGCACACCAGAGUCUUCUGGACGUAUCUGGCAGUAGCCUUAUCUGCAUCCCGCCUUCUGUGCACGUUGAGCCGCUGGAGGUGAUAGCCAACCUGGGUGAGGAUCUGCGGGUCGCCUGCCAGGCUUCCGGCUAUCCGCAGCCCCUGGUAACCUGGAGAAAGGUAGCCCAGCCUCGCGAGGGACCUCGGGCCCGGGCCCCGCCAGAAGGCGGGGUGCCAGGCCCAGGCGAGCAGGGGGCCUCCGACAUGGGCAGCGGCAUGCUCUUCCUCACCAACAUCACCCUGGCUCACGCCGGCAAGUACGAGUGCGAGGCCUCCAACGCCGGCGGCGCCGCCCGUAUGCCCUUCCAGCUCCUGGUCAACUUGUCCCAGCAGCAGCAGCUACAGCUGGAGCCCCUGCCACACCCGGCCGCCGGCCCGGUCAGCCACGAGCCCCUGCACGAGGCGAGCAGCAUGGCUUUCCGCGCCCUGGGCCUGGCCACGCAGACGGCCGUCGCGGCGGCCAUCGCGCUCCUUGCGCUCACGGCGCUGCUGCUGGCCACCCUGAUCUGUCGCCGGCGCCGCAGGCGGAAAAAGGCUCCGGGGCCGCCGGGAGAGGGCGCGCUGUUCGUCAACGACUACUCCGACGGGCCCUGCACCUUCGCGCAGCUUGAGGAACUCCGCGACGAGCGGGGCCACGAGAUGUUCGUCAUCGACCGCUCCAAGCCGCUCUUCGCCGAGAGCGUGGCGCCCGGGCUUGCGCCAGGGCCACCCCCGCAGCCGUCCGCUGCCUACGAGAUCCACUGCUGAGGGGGGGACGCAGAUGACGCGGGCCCCGCGGAUUGGCCUGUGGGGGAAUCCCCUCGCACAUGCUCCGCGCGGUCAGUAAAGGGUGGAAGCUGAGCAGUAUCAGGAGAGCCGUGUGUGAGGUCUGGGGGUUCCGAGGGUGGGGUAGAGCGCAGGCACCUGAGGCCCUGCAGACAUAAGUCCUGGGGUGCAAACAUUGGAUGGCCAGGGAGGCUCCCGACACCCCCAUUGAGAUCUUCCUUUAAAGACCCCUCCCAGAAUCACUCCAAACUCCAGGUCUGCAGGGCCUGAGGCAAGCCCUGCAGCCAGAAGUGCUGUGGAAAUGCCCAGACGGGCUGCGAUGAUGCUGGGAAUGCCCAGGUGAGGGAGAGCAGAC
Messenger RNA from Miniopterus natalensis, 3212 nucleotides. It is a transcript of the gene LRRC24, whose product is annotated as leucine rich repeat containing 24. The record is from RefSeq and is a predicted model, not a curated record. Lineage: Eukaryota; Metazoa; Chordata; Mammalia; Chiroptera; Miniopteridae. Gene Ontology annotation, molecular function: protein binding.